AUGCAGCCGGCAGUUCAACCAGUCCCUAAGGCAUCGAAUAAAGCCGACAAUCUGACUUCGCCCAGCGGCACCAAUGAUCUUGCACUUACAGCGGAUGGCGCCUCAGCAUCGCCGGAACGCAUUAAUAGUCCCACGAUUGUGCCUGAUUCGGCAGUUACCACAGGCUUGGAUCUCGCACUCUCGGAAUCAACGCCUUAUCAUUCAAUCGAGGAUAAUCCCGCGGGGACUCAAGGAGAAUUAUCACCGUCACAAUCCGCAAGGGCCGUGCUAGAGCCCUCUACCGGCAAUGCAGAUGCAUCUUUGCAUAUCUUACAAGAUCUCCCACAAAACACAAACGGCACUGAUGAAUCUCAGGGUGGGCCGCAACCAGCAAGGCCUUCGAAGACAAGAUUCAAGAAGGAGAGGCGUACUAGACUGGGCGCCGAACUCAGAAGUAAGAUCUGGCGAGGAGCUUAUCGGCUGGGUAUUAGUGGUGAUCCCCUGGAGGACCAACUUAAAGAGUCUAUGCAGCCGUCAAACCUUGCCCAUCGCAAGUUCCUCCCUGCAGGCAAAAUAUGCAACCUUGUUACUCAGGGGUCGGCCGGCACUGAAAUGUCAAAAUGGAGCCUUCAGGCCCGGAGGCGGCCAGCUAGCGUGCAAAUCGAAGCUGGGGAAAAGACGUACCGCAAGAUCUUCACCAUUCUGAUUUUCAUCCGUCGGCCGUAUGAGAUAUGGUCAUUUGUUGAUGAAGGUGUCUGCGACGCAGAUUUACCACUUGUCAAACACCAAGAUAACAAAGGCCAAUUUGAGCUUCGGCGUAAGAAAGAUCUUACCACUCAACUAAGAUGCUUCACCAAAUGGAGAUUUGGCACCACUAAGGAAUUCGAGAGUCGCCAAUGGAUGGUUCUUGCGCCCUUCUUCGACCGGUGGGACGGACAGGUAGUCCCAAAUAUUGAGCCGGACGAGAUCUUGCCCUUCACGACUUGGAAACAAUUAGAACGUGGAGCGUCUGGUCAGGUGUACCAAGCCAGAAUCCACCCCGAUCACCAUGCGGUAUAUGAAAUCUCGCAGGUACCUAAUGACAUCGUUGCUGUCAAGAAACUUGGCUCCAAGGGCGAAAGCGCUUUUAGGACGGAGUCAGCCAUACUUCAGAACCUGAGCAAUGACCGACAUAAGCACGAACAUCUCAUAACCCUGCUAACAACAUUCAAACUAUGUGACAGUUACCAUCUCAUGAUGCCGUAUGCUGACAAAGAUUUGGAAAGUUAUUGGAAAGAAACCAAACCAAGUCCAGACAUGGCGACCUGGCUAAUAGAACAGUGUGAAGGAAUCGUUGAAGGACUCUCGAAGAUCCAUCGUUAUUUGACCCAGUCGAAUACCUCCAUGCCCCACCAGGGCUCAUUCACGCGAAGGAGCACGAGGGAAGCACGAGACGAACCCAGUUUCCGCCGUCUUUUCGGUCGACAUGGAGAUAUCAAGCCGAAGAACAUCCUCUGGUUUCGUGACCAAGGUCCAAACGGUGGUUAUGGAACGCUGAAGAUCACAGACUUUGGAAUUGCAUGCUUUACCAAUGACAACAUGGGGCCCAGACGAAGCGACGGCUUCGUACCAAACUCACCAACGUUUCGCUCGCCCGAGUGCGAUUUUCCAGACGGAAAACUCAGCACUUUGUGUGAUGUUUGGGCGCUGGGGUGCGUGUACGUGGUGUUCAUCACCUGGUUUGUCGGCGGCUGGGAGGAUGUGUUGGCCUUUUCAAAGAAGCGACUGGCGACGGGCGCUCCUUGGUAUAGAAUCCAGACCGAUAGCUUUUUCAGCAUCUUCACAGACGGGCUGGGAGCGCCAAGAGCCCAAGUAAAUGUUUCUGUCACACAGAAAAUCAACGAGCUUCGCUCCAACAAGGCCUGUAAUGAGGCCCUACGCAAGCUGUUGGAAGUGAUACAGCAAGAUAUGUUGGUUGUACAACAAGUUGAAACCGGGGCUGCUGGACAACAUGCACCAGGGGGUCUUCCUAUUCCCCUGAACGAAACAAGGAGAAACAGUUCAGGAAACGUUGCCCGACAACUAAGUGAAAUCAGAACCAAUGUCAACAGAGUAACUAACCCGAUUAGUAUUGGCAGUGAGGGCUAGCGACAAGACAAAAGGAGGUGGUAGCAAAAACGAGGAAGCUGGUAGAGUUGUAACCUACACGCUUCGCAUAUUGAAAUGCUUGGGGCUCAAACACUCUUGUGAAAGCCGCUAAUAUUCCUGGGUCAUUGGAUCUGCAGAGUCGCGAAUCAAUGUAGCUCCUGUCCUUUCCGUAGAGCUUUAUUUCCAUCUUGCGUCACACGCUC
Molecule: messenger RNA, 2309 nt
Organism: Cucurbitaria berberidis CBS 394.84
Lineage: Eukaryota; Fungi; Ascomycota; Dothideomycetes; Pleosporales; Cucurbitariaceae
Product: kinase-like protein
Exons: 3
Coding region: 1-2106 (701 amino acids)
Biological process (GO): peptidyl-serine phosphorylation; peptidyl-threonine phosphorylation
Molecular function (GO): protein serine/threonine kinase activity; ATP binding
Source: RefSeq, a predicted model, not a curated record